AUGGUGAUCCAAUACCAAGGGGCGCGCAUCCCUAUCUCAUUUGCAUCUUGCAGCAUCCCCAUGAAGAUCAAAGCAACUCUCCCCGACAAACUCAACGCGAUCCGAAAUGCCGGCUUUGACGGAAUUGAGCUGUCCAUGCCCGAUAUCAUCAGCCAUGGAGAACUACUCAACGGAUCUUCACCUAAAGAGGAUGAUUAUGAUACCCUUGCCGAUAUCGCGAAGCAGAUCAAAUCAGUGACAGAUGAGUUGGGGUUGAAAAUUAUGAUGUUGCAGCCUUUUGCCAAUUUUGAGGGCUGGAACAAAGCGAAGCAUGGCAAACAGAGACAGCAAGCUUUUGAUAAAGCUAAAGGAUGGAUCAGAGUUAUGGAGGCUGCUGGUAUCACUCUCCUCCAGGUCGGCUCAUCUGACUCUGAAGGCAUCUCUCCCUCCUUCGAUGACCUAGCCUCCGACCUUGCAGAACUAGCAGACCUCUUGGCCGAAAAGAACUUCAGCAUCGCCUACGAAAACUGGUGCUGGGCCACCCACGCCCCAACAUGGAAAACAGUCUGGCAAAUCGUCCAAAAGGCCAACAGACCCAACAUUGGUCUUUGUCUCGAUACGUUCCAAACAGCCGGCUACGAGUGGGGAGAUCCCACCACAAACGACGGUCUCACCCCAGCAAGCAGCGCCGAGGAGCGCCAGAAGCGAUGGGAGUCGAGCCUCCAAGAACUUGCUGCUACUGUUCCAGCAGAUAAGAUCUAUCUUCUCCAAAUCUCAGACGCAUACAAAAUGGACCCUCCGAUUGAAGAUGUCAAGGAUGAACAAGGAAGUAGACCUCGCGCGAGAUGGAGUCAUGAUUAUAGGCCGCUGCCGUGCGACGGCGGAUAUUUGCCGGUGCAGGAUAUGAUGGCUGCUGUGCUGAAGACUGGGUUUAGAAGCUGGCUGAGUGUUGAGGUCUUUGAUGGACUUGAGGGAGAAAACACGGAUAUGAAUGAGUAUACUAAGAUGGCGUUUGAGUCAGUCAAGAAGUUGAUUGACUUUAGUGGGUGA
Molecule: messenger RNA, 1029 nt
Organism: Fusarium pseudograminearum CS3096
Lineage: Eukaryota; Fungi; Ascomycota; Sordariomycetes; Hypocreales; Nectriaceae
Exons: 2
Coding region: 1-1029 (342 amino acids)
Source: RefSeq, a predicted model, not a curated record